UGUUGGCUUGCGAGUGCUUGAUAACGUUCGAGCGUGUUCGCAUGUUGGGAUACGUAUUUUUGUCUCAGUGUGAUGUAUAUUAUUAUUAAAUUACAACGCUUGGAAUUUUUAGGUUAAUAUAUUGUAUUUAUUCAUUAUACGUGUAGUAUUAAGAAGUGUGCAUUAGACACCAUUAAUGUAAUUUCAGUAAAUAUACUAUUUUUGUUAUCACUGAUAACUAAAUAAGUAGACUGGUACUGGUAAGUUAUUUUGUUAACCUAUUGCGAUGCUUAAUUUCCGAGAUCAUAAUUUAGUGAUUCUUGUCUCAGUUAUAAACAUUUGAUAAUGAAAGAGAAAACGAGAAAUAACAGAGAGGAAGAAAGUAACUCCAAUCCAUUUGAAAACGCUAACUUCUUGUCGAGAAUUUUAUUUUGGUGGGUUAUUCCAUUUUUCCUGAAGGGUUCCAAUAAAGAAUUGGAAGAAGAAGAUUUAUACAAUAAUUGUGACGCCGAUUCAUCCGAGCGUUUAGGGGAUAUUUUACAGAGAGAAUGGAACAAAGAAUUAGCCAAACAGAAAGCAGGAAAAAAACCAAGUUUAAAGAAAGCAGUUAUUCGAAGUUUUGGUUGGAGGUAUGCUGCUAUAGGUCUUCUGGCAUUCUUUGAGGAAUGUGUGAUACGAGUAUUGCAGCCUGUAAUGCUAGGUUGGGUGGUUCGUUAUUUCAGUGAUCCAGCAGCCAUCACAAAGAAAGAAAUGUAUUUAUCAGCUGGAGGAGUGUGUUUAAUGGCUGCCCUAUACAUCUUCUUUCAUCACCCAUACUUUUUUGGAGUUCAAAGAACUGGAAUGAGGUUAAGAAUAGCCAGCUGUAGUUUGGUUUAUAAAAAGGCCUUAAAGCUUAGCCGGGCAUCUCUGGGAAAGACAACAAUUGGACAAAUGGUGAACCUUCUAUCCAAUGAUGUAAAUAGAUUUGACCAGUCUGUUAUAUUUCUCUCUUAUCUGGUUGUUGGUCCUCUUCAAACUGCAGUUGUUAUUGCAGUUUUAUGGCAACAUUUAGGUCCUGCUUGUCUCGCUGGACUUUCUGUUCUUUUGCUGUACAUUCCUUUCCAAGGUACUAUGGGAAAGCUGUUCUCCAAGCUUAGGCUAAAAACAGCAAGCAUCACAGAUGAGAGGAUUCGUUUGAUGAAUGAGAUUGUUUCAGGUAUGCGAGUGAUUAAGAUGUAUACCUGGGAGAAACCUUUUGCUGGCCUUAUUGAGUCUUCCAGAAGGAAGGAAAUUCGCAAGAUUCGGUAUACUUCAAUCCUGCGAGCAGUGAAUAUGUCUUUAUUUUUUGUGGCCUCAAAAAUCAUCCUGUUCAUUUGUUUCAUCACAUACAUAUUCAUGGGAAGAAACUUAACUGCAGAAGUGGUAUUUGUUAGUAUGGCUCUCUACAACAACUUGCGACUUACAAUGACUUUGUUUUUCCCAUUUGGAGUAGCACAAGGAGCAGAGUCUCUUAUUUCCCUUAAAAGAAUAGAGAAGUUUCUGUUAUUAGAAGAGCAGAAGGAAUCCAGUGUUGUUAACAUGUCAGACUUAAGACCUAAGUUGGAGAACUGUGGAGUAUGGAUGGAUAAAGUCACUUCCAGGUGGUGUAAGGAAGUUGAAGAGCCCACACUGCAAAAGAUAUCAUUUACUGUAAAGCCAGGAGAGCUUUUAGCAGUGGUUGGACCAGUUGGUGCUGGAAAGACAUCAUUAUUAAUGGCUAUUUUGGGAGAGUUGCCUACUUUACUGGGUGAGGUCAAAGUUCGAGGGAAAGUGGCUUAUGCUUCCCAAGAACCGUGGGUGUUUGCUGGAACUAUCCGAGAUAAUGUUGUGUUUGGAAAUACAUUUAACAAGGAGAAAUAUCAGAAAAUUGUGGAAAUAUGUGCACUAGAUAAGGAUAUCAAACAAUUUCCCUUUGGAGACAAAACUUUAGUGGGUGAGAAGGGAGUAUCCCUGAGUGGUGGGCAGAAAGCUCGAGUCAGCUUAGCAAGAGCUAUCUAUGUUGAUGCCGAUGUCUACCUUUUGGAUGACCCUUUAAGUGCAGUUGACACAGCUGUUGCUAAACAUCUGUUUGAUAAAUGCAUCAAUCGUUAUCUUAAGAAUAAGGUCCGGAUCUUAGUUACUCAUCAGCUUCAAUUUUUAAAGCCAGCGAAUCAAAUUCUGGUUCUUCAAGAAGGGAAGUGUUUUGCUCUUGGGAACUAUACUCAUCUACUGAACAGUGGUAUAGAUUUUGUAUCCGUAAUGGAAAUGGACGAAGAGGAUCCAAAAAGAGAUUCCUUAAAGGCCAACCAUAUUACGAUUGAGCAGAGUUUGUCCAUUAGUCCUAUUGACACUUUUAUAGCCCAGAAGAAAUCACCCACAGUUACACGAGACCCUGAGGUAGUAUCCUCCAGUUCAAUUUCUAGUUGGCUAGCUGAAGAGAUGAAGAUCUCAGGAGUUGAGGACAUAUACUGCUCAGGAAGUGUUGGUGAUAACAAUUCAAGAAGACAUUCUUUGUGGGAUACAGUUUCAGCCAGUCAUUCUGCUCAACAUAUGGUGCCAACAUCUCAGGGUGCCUUAUGUGAAUCCAAUUUAUCACUGGCUUCAACAGUGGAAGAUGACCCACACCCAAUGCUCUCAGAAAGAAGUAAUGGGAAAGACUAUCCUAAACAAGAAGAAGAAUUACGGUCAACUGGCUCUGUAAAAGGAGCAGUUUAUUGGUACUAUAUCAAGACAGGAGCAGGAUGGUUUCUUAUACCACUGCUAAUAAUAAGUUCCAUAGGAGCACAAGCACUUUUUAGUGGAAGUGACUUCUGGCUUGCUUUAUGGACAAAUGGAGAAGAAGUAAGGAGACUUGCAAUUGAAAGACACAAUAGGACCAGCAGCAGUAGUACCACCAAUAACACUACAGACCAAUUAUUUAUUGACAAUGAAUUCAUGGACAUCUAUACAAAUAUCUAUAUAUAUUCUGGAAUGGUUGGUGGUCUGUUUAUUUUGGCAUUGCUUCGAACAACAAUGUUUUUUAUUAUGUGUAUGCGAUCUUCAGUUGGAUUACACAACAAGAUGUUUGGCAGCAUUGUCCGAGCCCCUAUCUCUUUUUUUGACAAUAAUCCUGUAGGAAGAAUUCUGAACCGAUUUUCUAAAGACCUUGGAACCAUUGAUGAUUUACUUCCUCCAACAGCUUUGGAUAUGACUUAUAUUUUCCUCAAUCUUGUAGGAAUACUGGUUGUAGUAUGUAUUGUUAGCCCAUGGAUAGCUCUUCCCACGCUUAUCCUCACUUUCAUUUUCUACGUCUUGAAGAGGUUCUAUAUGGCUACUGCCCGUGAUAUCAAGCGACUUGAAGGAAUCACCCGCAGCCCAGUAUUUUCUCACUUGAGUACCUCACUUUAUGGACUCACAACUAUUAGAGCUUUUGGUGCUCAACAGAGAUUUGAAGCACAGUUUGACAAGUACCAAGAUCAUCACAGUUCCUCAUGGUUUUUGUUUAUUUCUUCAACUCGGUGGUUUGGAGUUGUUCUUGACUGGCUGUCAUGUAUAUACAUCACAAUGGUAACCUGGUCCUUGGUUCUCUCCUCUGAAAGUACUUCUGGAGGUAAUGUUGGGCUAGCAAUUUCUUCAGCCAUGAUGCUAAGUGGCAUGUUUCAGUGGGGAGUUAGACAGUCAGCAGAGGUUGAGAGUCAGAUGACAGCUGUAGAAAGGUUGAUGGAGUACAGUAACUUGCCUUCUGAAGCUCCGCUAGAAGCUCCGGCUGAACAGCAACCACCACCAGACUGGCCACAACGAGGGAUGAUUAGAUUUGAAAAUGUAUGUCUAAAGUAUUCACCUGAGGACUUUCCUGUGCUGAAGAACCUGUCCUGUUUGAUUAAAUCUCAAGAAAAAAUUGGUAUUGUGGGACGAACUGGGGCAGGAAAGAGUUCAAUAAUUACUGCACUUUUUCGAAUGACUGAACCACAAGGACUAAUUGAAAUAGAUGGAAUUGACACCAAAAAAGUUGGUCUGCAUGAAUUAAGGGGAAAGAUCUCCAUUAUUCCUCAGGAUCCUGUCUUGUUUACUGGUCCUAUGAGAAGAAACAUUGACCCUUUCAAUGAAAAUGAUAAUCAUGAACUCUGGCAAGUUUUAGAAGAGGUUCAACUAAAAGAAGUAGUAGAAGAUCUUCCAGGAGGACUGGACACAGAACUAGCUGAAGGAGGAAGUAACUUUAGUGUUGGACAGCGUCAGCUCAUCUGUUUAGCUCGAGCCUUGCUCAGAAAAAAUCGGAUUCUAGUUCUGGAUGAAGCAACUGCUAACGUUGAUCCAAGCACGGAUACUCUUAUUCAGAAAACUAUCAGAGAGAAGUUCAAACAAUGCACUGUUUUGACCAUUGCUCAUCGAUUACAUACUAUUAUGGAUUCAGAUAGAGUUUUGGUUUUGGAGGCAGGUAGAAUUGAAGAGUUUGAUGAACCAUAUACAUUAAUGAAGAAUGAAUCUGGCUGGUUUAGUCAAAUGGUGAACCACACAGGAUAUUCUAUGGCUGCACAGUUACAUUCUGUAGCCUACCAAGCUCACCUAGCCAGAGCUGUGGACCAUAAACUUGAAACUGAUUCUAGAGCUGAGCAAGAAGAAGAAAGUUUUGAAACUUCAAGAAUAGAGACUCAAGAGGUAAAGAAUGUUGUUAGUGUUGAAGAAGAUCAAAAAUCAUGCAAUGAUGUUGAUGCUGUAGGUCAACAUGAUGAAAAGAAGACAAAGACAGAAAGUGAAAAUGUAGGACCAUAUAGUGAUACUGGUGUAGUAUUGAUUGUGCCUAACUCUUGUAAUGAUGCUGAUAUAACUAUAAGAUUAUAAGUCCUAUAUUCUAAUGUCUUAAUUUGUGGCAUUGAUAUUAGAUGUUAUUUGUGUUUAUUUUACCAUGCCAAGUUGUUCCCACUGAUUCUCAAAAAGCCAUUCAGUGCAGUUAAUAGGUACUGAAAAAUAAAACACAGUUGUAAUUGGAUAUUGGCUUUUAUAUCAUGACAACAAUGACUAUAGUUGUAGUCUUAUGAUAUAGUACAGUACU
Messenger RNA from Limulus polyphemus (Atlantic horseshoe crab), 5005 nucleotides. Its product is annotated as multidrug resistance-associated protein 4-like. The record is from RefSeq and is a predicted model, not a curated record. The coding region runs from base 325 to 4794 and encodes 1489 amino acids. Lineage: Eukaryota; Metazoa; Arthropoda; Merostomata; Xiphosura; Limulidae. Gene Ontology annotation, cellular component: membrane. Gene Ontology annotation, molecular function: ATP binding; ATP hydrolysis activity; ABC-type transporter activity. Gene Ontology annotation, biological process: transmembrane transport. The transcript has 27 exons.